Messenger RNA from Periconia digitata, 2859 nucleotides. NCBI's taxonomy places the organism in Eukaryota, Fungi, Ascomycota, Dothideomycetes, Pleosporales, Periconiaceae. The record is from the annotation of a GenBank genome assembly.
GAAUGGCACUGCGGCCUGCUCCCACGCAAUAACAUACCUCCUCUCGCUCCGCCAUGAGAGAGGACCUCCGCAGACUUCAACAUGGACGCCAACAUCACCAAGGCUUUGAAUGAUAGACUCUACGAUAAGCGCAAAAGCGGUGCUCUCGAGCUCGAAGGUCUGAUCCGCGAGUCGCUGGCCGUCCGGGACUUUGAUCGCAUUCAGAAGAUUGUACACCAGCUGUGCCAUGAAUACGCCUAUGCCGUCCAUCAACCUCAUGCAAGAAACGGUGGCCUUAUUGGCCUCGCCGCGGCUUCAAUAGCUUUAGGCCCGGAAGUCGCCCGCUAUCUCGAAGAAAUCGUCCCUCCCGUACUUGCUUGUUUCUCCGACCAAGAUGCCCGUGUCCGAUACUACGCUUGCGAAAGCAUGUAUAACAUUGCCAAAGUCGCAAAAGGCGAAAUACUCCUGUACUUCAAUCAGGUCUUCGAUGCCCUCUGCAAGCUUGCUGCUGAUUCGGAGCUCUCUGUCAAAAACGGAGCAGAGCUGUUGGACCGCCUGAUCAAAGACAUCGUAGCUGAAUCCGCAGCAUCUUAUGUAUCUCUUCUUCAUUCCCCGGAGAUGAAGGGAGAUAACGCCCCCGACGUUGAAGAUAGCCCGGUGGAGGACCACCCGACUGCCUUUUCGCUAGAACGCUUCUUACCUCUUCUCGAAGAACGCAUCAAUGUCAUAAGCCCUUACACUCGGACUUUCCUCGUGGCGUGGAUAACUCUACUUGACUCUAUUCCCGAUCUCGAACUUGUGGCCUACCUCCCUCGAUUCUUGGGUGGUCUCUUCAAGUUUCUUAGUGAUCAUAACCAGGACGUGCAUACCGCUACACAGGUUGCGUUGGACCGUUUUAUCAGCGAGAUAAGGAAAAUUGCCCGUAUCAAGCGUGGCAUCGCUGAUAGCAAGAAGAGUCAGGGCGAGGAACAGUUCAAGCAAUCUACUUCCAGCCUCCAGAGCAGGGCAGAUGAUGAGAGCGACGUCGACGGCAGUAGCAUUGCUCAAGGGCGGCGACAAUCAACGGACGAGAAGGACGACGAAAGUUUGGCUAGUGGGUCGGCAGCUGUUGACGACGAGAAGUCAGCUAGUGGUGACGGAGAUUGGGUUCCUGGUCAAGACGUGGAAGUUGAUCAUUCUAAAAUCUUGGAGAUAUUGGUCAGCUUUCUGGGUGCUCCGUAUGGUGAUAAAGAAGAAGAAAACCACGAGAUCUUGCUUACGACAUUGCGGUGGAUAGACAGCUUCUUCGAGAUAUGCCCGGAAGAUAUCAUGCCCUUUGUCCCCAGCCUUUUGACCUAUGUUCUUCCAAGGAUGUCGCAUGACCUAGACUCUGUUCGCCAAGCAGCAAACAAAGUCAACGCUUCUACCAUGGAUUACAUCAUGUCACUGUCUGAUGAGAACCGUCGUUCAGAUGCUCCAGUCGGCAUCUCUACGCAGUUGCCAAAUUCUCUUUCAGCUCUGGGCAAAGAACUGACUGGAAUUGAGCGACGAGAAUCUAACCUGUCCAGUCGAUUACUCAAAACUGUGAUUCAAGACCGCACAGAAUCACAUUCCAUAGGUACUAGGACACCUACCCCAGCGGAAGAGCGUGGCUCUUCACCACGCCCGAUUCCGGAACUCGACUACCAGGCGGCAGUCAAUGCCCUCACACUUCAAUUCUUAAAUGAACACGAAGCGACUCGGGUUGCAGCCAUAGCUUGGUUGAUAAUGCUUCAUCGGAUUGCGCCUGGCAAGAUCCUUUCGGUGGAAGAUGGCACAUUUCCUGCACUUCUUAAGACCUUGUCCGACCCAUCUGAGGCAGUGGUUACACGCGAUUUAUUACUUCUCUCUCAGAUCUCGAAGAACAGUGACGAUUCUUACUUCACUUCGUUCAUGGUCAACCUGUUAAAGCUUUUCUGCACUGAUCGGCGACUCUUGGAGACAAGAGGCAACCUUAUUAUCCGCCAGCUUUGUGUUACAUUGAGUGCCGAGCGUAUAUACAGGACAAUGGCUGAUUGUCUUGAAAAAGAUGAAGAUGUCGAAUUCGCAAGCAUCAUGGUUCAAAACCUGAACAACAACCUCAUCACGGCACCGGAGUUGGCCGACCUUAGAAGAAGGCUAAGAAACCUCGAUUCCAAAGACGGACAGUCAUUCUUCGUAUCAUUAUUCAAAUCAUGGUGUCACAAUGCCGUAGCUACCUUCUCCCUUUGUCUCUUAGCUCAAGCAUACGAGCAAGCAUAUCACUUACUUCAGAUCUUUGCGGACCUCGAGAUGACGGUCAACAUGCUCAUUCAAAUCGAUAAGUUGGUUCAGCUCCUUGAAUCUCCUGUCUUCACAUAUUUGCGCAUGCAGCUUCUGGAACCUGAAAGAUAUCCUCAUCUCUACAAAUGUCUCUAUGGUCUUCUCAUGCUUCUCCCGCAAUCAUCAGCCUUUGCCGCGCUCAAGAAUCGCCUCAACAGUGUCUCCGCAAUUGGCUACUUGCAUAUUGCACCUCGAACUGCACAACAGGGAGCCCCCGUAUCCAGCUUUGAGCGUCCGAAUCGAUUAAAGGCCCGGGAGGAUGGGGGUGUCAAGUGGAUCGACUUAUUGGAUAAAUUUAAAACCACCCAAGAGAAAGCCAGGAAAAACCAACGAAUGGCCAGUAUGGGAGAGGAUGUGGGGCCAAGUCCCGUUCAAGAAAAGGGUCCUCCAGAUGUACCAUCCAAGGGCGCAGGACUUGGACGUGGCCCACCACCGCCUAGUGGAAUGAAUCGACCACCACCGGGGGUAGCUGGGCAACAGCCUGCUGGACACAGGGCCAGGUCUAGCUUGACCAAUCUAGGGAGACUGGCAGGUGGAGUUGCUGGUAGACGGAAGAAAUAG